AUGUGGAAGCAAGAUAUUGGGCAGUGGGUUGAACGCAAGGGGCGGAAGGGUUGGACGAAGCAGCCACAGGUUUCGCCACCUCAACCUUGCACGUACACAUCAGGACCUCAGCGCUUACCGGUGCGUGUUGGUUUCGUUCCUGAAGGAUUUGAAGAGAAGGGCGAACACCCUGCGGUAUUUUCCACUGCCUCCGCGGCUUCACAUGCGGAUCAAGCAGCAGCCACACCGUCAUACGCUGGGCAACAAUGGGUUACUGUGUACGGUGUGUUACCUACAUCGAUUCUAGAUGUUCGUGAGAGUCUGGACGUGAUGUUUGGCCGCACACUGAUGCACAAACUCCCUACACGAGCGGCUGUACCCAGCGGUGGGCUGACUUCUACUUCGGUUGUUGGUCACAGCAGCCAGCAAAACUGGUUCUACGUCAAGUUUGAGGAUCCCGUCGCCGCAGCCCGGGCGGUUUAUCAAAGCCCCCUGAUUGUUUCUGCGCCUUCCACGAACAAUUUAUACAGUUCCGCAGUGUGCGGAACGGAAUCUAAAGUGCAAGACGGCCGAGUUAAUGGAGCUUCCCGUGAGGAGGCGGUUGGAAUUGCGUGGUGUACAGAUGAAUUGUUCUUACAGGAGCAGCUGAAGCAGGAACGGCUAAUUAAGUCUCUGGAAGGGAGGCGCGAGGGGAGCGAAAACAACUACUGCGGGGAAACGUUACUUGAGGAGGGAGGAGAAGGUGUCCUCAAUACGGUUGGAGCAACGCCGUGUGGUGCGGACAGGUUACAAAAGGCGUCUUUGACACCGUUUGUAGAAGAAGGACGCCCAGGGUUGAGAUCGGCUGCUUCUUCACGCGGACUGGGGAGUCUCAUUCGUGAGGCACUUUGCUCCCCAUGGAGUGCUCGGUGGACUGCCAGCCCCGCUCAUACUCAUGACAGGUCUGAUGCUGACACAAGCGGGUGCGGUAACACUAACACCAGGGGGUCCUCCUCUCCUUCUUCCACCACCUCAACUGCGAACACGCAAGUGUUUCAUGAAAAUGGUUCCGAUGGACUCGGCGGGACCGUCUGUAAGGGAGCAAGCAGUGAAAGCAACCGUAACGGAGGAGUAUCUCCCUUAACUGAGGCGACAAUUCCAUCGUGUCUUCUGGCGCGAGGGCGCCGCUAUCACCACGACGCGGAACAUCAGAUAAGAAAUGCUCAGCCGACACUGCCACUCCCCGGAAAUUACUCGGUUCUUUGUGCAUUUAAAGCAGACGUGACGGAACGCGGUCUGUUUAAACGUGUGAUCCGUGGGAUUCUUUACAUUCCCUGUCGAGUCAAACAACUGCUCGUAAAGGGCGAUGAGAGAACAAUAAAUAAUAAUGCUAACUUCACAGAGUCUGGUGAAGCACGUUUUUUGCUCGACGUUGUUUCCCAGGGUAGGAAGCGGCGUGCCAUGAUCCGAAACCGUCACUAUGGUGCCGCCAGCCGCCUCCACUCUGUCGACGAUCAUAGUUCCGGACAGGUUUCUACCCCGGUGCUUGCAGAGUGGGCACCGACUCGUUGGCACGAAAGCAGUUCUCUGUACUCUCUCUUCGUGAUAUUGUUGCUUAUUAUCAUCUCGCGCAAUGUUAAUUACGCUGACAUGCGGCACACAUUCACACGUGGAAGGGGUGAAGAUGUCCUCCAAUCCAGUAAAAAAAUUGUGGAUCGUCGGGAUAACCCUACCGGAAGUUCACAACAGCCGUUUAACGAAGUUGUACCGAACGUAUUGUUGAUCGACAGAGUUCAUGGAAGCGACAAAUACAGGGCAAAAACACUCUGA
This is a messenger RNA of Trypanosoma brucei brucei TREU927, 1788 nucleotides long. RefSeq lists its product as hypothetical. NCBI's taxonomy places the organism in Eukaryota, Euglenozoa, Kinetoplastea, Trypanosomatida, Trypanosomatidae. The record is from RefSeq and is a predicted model, not a curated record. The transcript has a single exon. The coding region runs from base 1 to 1788 and encodes 595 amino acids.